AUGCAAGACGAGAGUUUUUACAGUGAGCUCAGUAAACAUAGCAUGAAAUGGAGAUUCAAUCUGUCCCGCGCACCCUGGUGGGGAGGCCAGUUUGAGCGAUUGAUCUUUGUAUUCAAAUCAUCAUUUUACAAAGUCGUUGGUAAAGGACUUCUGAAAUUCGAUGAACUUACAGAAGUUGUUCUGGACGUAGAAAUUUGUAUGAAUAAUCGACCACUGAGCUAUGUAGAGGGUGAUGUUGAACUCCCCGUACUGACACCAUCUUCGUUCGUACUGCGACAGACGAAUGCCAUCCCUGAGGUGGAGAGUCAUCACAUGAAGGACGGUGAAUUACGGAAGCGAGCAAAAUAUUUGUACAAAAUCAAAACCCAAUUGUGGAACAGAUGGCAGCGAGAAUAUUUAACAAGUCUACGGCAACGCAAUCAAGUUAACAAUUCAGCUACCGAGUCUCAUCCGAAAGAGGGAGAUAUCGUUUUAAUUAAGGGCGAUAAGAAAAACCGAAAUAUGUGGAAGAUCGGAAAGGUAACGAUGUUGAUCCGUGGAAGGGAUGGAGUUGUGAGAGGAGUCAAACUUCAGUGUGGAAAAAUAUCUCUUGAGAGACCAAUCCAACUGAUCUAUCCUUUAGAAUUACAACGUGACGUCAGCAACCAUAAAAAAAAGUUGCGAGUGAACGCCGAAGAAUUCAGACCAAGACGACAAGCUGCUGUGGUUGCGGAGGCGAUAAAUCAGGAGCUAAUGGAACAGAAAUGA
Molecule: messenger RNA, 747 nt
Organism: Xenia sp. Carnegie-2017
Lineage: Eukaryota; Metazoa; Cnidaria; Anthozoa; Malacalcyonacea; Xeniidae
Exons: 1
Coding region: 1-747 (248 amino acids)
Molecular function (GO): nucleic acid binding
Source: RefSeq, a predicted model, not a curated record